Molecule: messenger RNA, 380 nt
Organism: Eurytemora carolleeae
Lineage: Eukaryota; Metazoa; Arthropoda; Copepoda; Calanoida; Temoridae
Gene: miple1
Exons: 5
Coding region: 27-380 (117 amino acids)
Molecular function (GO): growth factor activity
Source: RefSeq, a predicted model, not a curated record
AAAUAUUGUUAUAUGUUUCAGUAAAAAUGGUUCCAGUUCUACUGUUGUGCAGUAUAGUAGUCCUGAAUGGAUGUGCGGUGAAUGCAGUUGAGAAACCAGCUCAGCUGCAGGGUGGAGUAGAGCAGGAGAUGGUUCUAGAGAUUGGAGACGAUGUUUUAGUUCGAAGAAAACGAGCAGCAGAUAUUUGUAAAUACGGGAAAGGAACCUGGUCACCUUGCAACUCUCUGACGAAGUUGGAGGCACGUGUUGAUAAACUGAAAACCGGUUCGUCCGGCCCCACCUGCCCAAGCAGCAGACAGAUCACAAGAAAUUGUAAGAAAGAUAAGAGGAAGGGAAAGACUGAUGUUGGAAAGAAAGGUAAACAUAUUUUUAACAACUAA